AAAAUUUUAAACAAUAAAAAAAUGAAAACUAAAUAACUCCCUUUUCCUCUUCGUCGAUCUCUAUUCUUCGCCAAAAUAAAAACUUCCUUCAGUAAAAAAUCGAUCGAGAGAGACAGAGAGAUGGGUUGUGUUUCUUCGAAACUAGGCAAGAAGAAACUGAUAAGAGAGAUUCGGGUCAACAAUGGCGGCGAUCACAUUGUCUCCCUCACUUCCACUACUUACGGUCAUCUCGAUCUCGAAAAACGAGCAGAGACUUCUCCUACGUUACAGGAACUCACUAAAGGCGAUGUCUUUGAAUCGGAAAUCAAACCCCGGAGAUCUAUUACACAGAGAGAUGAUCCGGAGAUAAUCAAUACAUGGGAGCUUAUGGAGGAUCUCGAAGAUUCAAUGCAUCCACAGAGGAUUAGCCCCAAAAGUCGUGGCAUUUUCGGGAAAUCAUGGAAGACUCCGGUGAAAUCGAUAGUGGAAUCUCCGAAGAGGAAUAGUAGUAAGAGGUUUGUGGGAAAAGAAAACAGAGGAGGGAAUAACUCGAGAGGUGUGAGUCCGAAUCAGAUUCUCAAGCCGAGGAACAUUCUCGAAACUCCUAAAAGAGGAGUAAUGCGUUUGAGUUUCCCUCUCAAAUCCGAAGAACCUUCGGUGCAGAGGAGGAAGAGUUUCAGUCCAAUGUUCGAUCCAAAUCUCGUGGCUUCUUACGAGAGAGAGUUGUCUCAGGAGCAAGAGCAGAUCAAGAUGGUGAUUUCUCCGGUGGUCCGGGAGACCAGAAAAACCGAGAAAACUAUAGAAUCGGAGAGAAUCCUCAAGAGUUUCCCGGAGAAAUGUCCACCGGGAGGAGAGAACUCAGUGGUUAUAUACAUAACAUCGCUGAGAGGGAUAAGGAAGACGUUUGAGGAUUGCAAUGCGGUGAGAUCGAUAUUAGACUCGCACGAAGUCCGAUUCUCGGAGCGAGAUGUGUCGAUGCACUCGGUUUACAAGGAAGAGAUCAGGGGUAUUAUGGGAACAAAACAGGUGAAGAUACCGGCGGUGUUCGUGAAAGGUAGGAUGAUAGGAAGCGUUGAGGAAGUGGUGAGGCUAGAGGAGGAGGGCAAAUUGGGAAUUUUACUCGAAUGUAUGCCCAAGGCGAGGCUCGGAGGCCGUUGCUGCCGUGGAUGCGGAGGGAUGAGAUUCGUGAUGUGUGCGGUCUGCAAUGGAAGCUGCAAGGUCAUGGAGGAGGAGAAGAAGAGUAUGGUUAAGUGUUUGGAGUGUAAUGAGAACGGUUUGGUUAUUUGUCCAUUUUGCUCUUAAAUUAAAAGUGACUUUUCCAUUUUCAUUUGACUUUGAUUGAAUUUGAUUGAAAUGGUUAAUACAUUUUGGUUUUGUAAUGGUUUGGUGAGAGAGUUUCUAAAGUUGGGAUUAGGGCUCUUAAGUGUGUACUACUUAGAACGAAUGGAU
This is a messenger RNA of Eutrema salsugineum, 1428 nucleotides long. RefSeq lists its product as uncharacterized. The transcript has a single exon. Bases 121 to 1281 code for a protein of 386 amino acids. The record is from RefSeq and is a predicted model, not a curated record. Lineage: Eukaryota; Viridiplantae; Streptophyta; Magnoliopsida; Brassicales; Brassicaceae.